GCGUUGACGCUAGAGCGUGCACGCUUGCCACAGCGGAAACGUCGCGUGUGUUCGAAAUUCGUAAUUUCCAGUCUGUUCGUGUUUUAUUUUUUAUUUUAUCUGUGUACAGUGCAAGGAUUUAAUUGCAGCGACUAAAGAGAAACUCACCAAAGUUCACCAAAAUAUUAUUCGCAUGCACCCAGCAAGCUAACGAGCCCUUCAAUUAAGAUGAAGGCGUUGUCACUGGGCGUUACUUUGUUGGCGCUGUCGUCAGCAUUAGCCCAAUCAGAAGAUACCAAAGAAUCAGCCAGUUCAAGUCCUGAUGGGGCACCCAAAGAGACGUGGAUGCGCGCACCUGCAGGAACCGUGGCUGUUAGGAGUGGCGAGGAUGCUCUUCUAACCUGCGUAGUACUGGGAGCCAGAGGCAAACCAGUGCUCUGGAGGCGAGCCAGAGACUCACAGCUGCUCACAGCUGGUGCCGUCAGGGUUACACGAGAUGAGAGAGUAAAAAUUCUACAUGAUGAUUCGGAUGAACCUCUACAAGGUCCGGGUAUAACCAAGGGUGGAGAUGUCUGGGCUCUAGUUAUUAAGUCAGCAAAACCUACGGACUCUGGCCUAUACGUUUGUGAGCUAAACACUGAACCACCAGUAAGGAGCUUCCAUAGAUUAGCUGUGAUAUCUCGAGGGUUAACACCUCCAGAAUCUCAAAACACAACGGACUCGUAUUCAGCAAAUAACCCAACCCUGUCAACCCUAGCUUUGUCUCAUAACUAUACCGACUGCUGUAUAAGUGCUAACGUCACCAAGGGAUGUCUUGGCUUCUGCAGCAUCCAGACAAUUCUGGAAGGAACUGGCCAGGAACCAGAAUCAUGUCAGCCUGACUUCCCAGCAAUUGUCAAAUGUAUGGCAGAUGGCAGAAACCACGUGCCAUGUUGUGUACAAGAACAUGUGCCAGAUAUUUGCCAGGAUGUGUGUCGGGGAGAGUUCACUCCAGUUACAGAUAACAUCAAAACCCAUUACUCCUGCUCAGCGUACAUGGAGAAGACUUUAGCUUGCAUUGUCGAAGGAAUUGAACUACUACCAAGUCCACCAGAAGAUGUUGAAGUAGAACCUCUUAGCGAGAAACAGCUCAACAUAACAUGGAGUCCACCUGUAGAGAACUCGGACACAGUCACAGAGUAUAUCGUCAACGUAACUACGCUUCGCUCCUUCGACGCACACCUGAUAGAACCCGCCGAAAGUUCCAUGAAAAACUCAUCGGGCGCAAAGAUGGCGCCUGUCACGUACAGAGUUCCAGUGAAUAAAACCUUCUUGGUGUUAAAUGAUCUGCUUCCGUUUACAAUGUAUGAGAUUACUGUCACGUCGUUCAAUAUUCACGGAUCUAGUCUGCCUAGUUAUAGUUUAAGGUCAUUAACACUAACUCCUGGAAAGAUGAAGUCGACGGCUGUAGCGAAGGCCCCGAAGCUUCCUGAUGUAAGAGGAUGCUGUAUAUCAUCAGGGAUUGAUCACUACGGAUGCAUAGACAAGCUCUGCGAUCCAACUAAGACCUAUGAAAUUGGGUUGCAGGUGACAGAUCUGAUGAUUUGCGCGCCCUGGGCUGGCGUCACUUUCGGUUGUCUAGCUAACGGUAUGGACCACACCCCUUGCUGUCGCUCCAGAGGAUUACCGGAGUCGUGCCUUCCACUUUGCAGUGGAAACAUUACUUCGCUGGACUUCAAUCAUUUUAAAUGUCUACGCUUUAUGUCUGGUUAUACCAACUGUCUGCUGCAAGGCUAUGGUGUUCUCCCUGGCCCUCCGACUCGACUUCACCUCACCAAUAUCGAUACGGACUAUACAGUGGUCCACUGGGCAGCACCAGUCACUCUGCCAGAUACGGUCCAGUAUUAUAAUCUGCAUUACAAGCCUCUUGCUAAUGAAGAUGACUAUAGGGCUAUAGAUAAGGUCCAAUCUCCUUACAUCUUAGAAGAUUUAGAAUCGAACACUGAUUAUGAGAUUUACGUGGAAGCCGUUAACGAACAUGGUGUUGGAAACCCUUCACCAAGACUGAUCUUCAGAACUCAGAGCCAGGCAAUUGAGGAGGAAGUGGAAGUAUCAAAUGCGUACAACGUGACGUCAUGCUGUGAACGUGUGCAAGUUGCCAGUGUUUGCAUGCCGCUCUGUUCCUACGAUGCCAAGAUGUCCGACUUGAGGACGCUCGCCCCGCUUUGUGCACAGGAGUUUCACAAGCUACUGCGAUGUGGUGCUGGAGGUCGUAACCACGAGUCAUGCUGCACACGUCGCGGAGUCCCAGCGUCCUGUAGUGGAGUCUGCGCCGGCGCAUACCGCGGUAGUAUCAGCUCUUGUGUCUCCUACAUCGGUAACAUUGUACAGUGCUUUGAAGAAGGGACAGAUCUUCUUCCGGGGCCUCCCCGUGAGCUUCACGCCGUCGUAAACCACGACAAGCUGUUCCUUGAUUGGUCGGCGCCGCAAGAUGGCGCCAACGCUACGUCAUACAUCGUGCAUUGGCAGAGAGUGGACAACAAUUCUCAACCGUUCUACUACAACACUCUGCUGUUGGAUAACAAAAUGAACGUGACCCAGACUAUGGCCCGCAUCGAAGAUCUAGAAGUGAACAGCACAUACCACGUGUUCGUACUCGCAGCUAACGACCACGGCACGUCACUUCCGUCCAGCAUGCUACUUCUCAAUAUUACUGAAGAUAUAGAGAACAAAGAGGUAUCUGGUAUUCCGUCACCGCCGCACUCUCUUUCAGUCGCGUCUCAUUCGGCGACCUGGUUGUCACUCAGCUGGCAACCACCGCUGUUCUCACAGCCAGACGAAAAGAUAACUUAUACAUUAUUCUACAAAUCGCCAAUCCAAGGACAAGGCAACCUGACGAAGAUAACGACAUCAGUACCUGGUCAUACUCUGGAGAAGUUGACUCCUAACACCCAAUACGUUGUUUGGGUGAUAGCGCAUGCCGCCGCAGGGGACUCCCUACCAUCAGAAACCCUGCUAGCGUGGACCGACCCAGCUUACCCAGCAUUUGUUGAACCGCCGACAAUCAACCCUGUGAACCUGGUAGUGGAAGGCUCCAGCAUGACUAUCCUUUGCAUCGCGAUGGGGACCCCAACACCAACCAUAUCGUUGUAUAUUUCGGGUCGUUUAGUGCGACAGGACGUGACCCGGCAUAUGGUUACGGUGAUACACAACGUGACGCGGGACAUGGACCAAAUAUCAUGCUACGGUGACAACGGCUACGGGACGCCCAUGCAGGCGUCACGCAAGAUCAACAUAUCACAUGUCCCAUCAAUCCAAGCAUCAGGAAUCACCAUGGCAGCUGCUGGCGACUCUGUUAUCCUGGAAUGCCGAGUGGAAGCGCUUCCAAAACCCACCAUAGCGUUCUGGAGAGACCCUAACGGCAGGACACCUGUCAUUGAUGGACCCAACUACAGCAUACAGCUAGUACCAGACACAGAGGAUCAAACGAAAUACACAAUGCGUCUAACAAUAAAGAAGAUAUCUGAGGCCGAUGAGGGAGACUAUUUCUGCCACGCCGAAAACGCAUUUGGCAAGACUCUACGACCCGUGAGUGUGAGACUACGGUCCAGCACUCCUCACCACAACGUCACCGAGUGCUGUGCGCAGAUGAACGUAUCAUCAUCGUGUAUUGACGCGUGCAGCUUCCACCUUGAUAUGGACAACAUAAUGGAUCGCCCCGAGUGUAUGGACGACUUCGAGAAACUCAUGAAAUGCGCUGCUGAUGGAUCAGAUCACCGUGGCUGUUGUGCUUCAUGGGGGGUUCCCCGAAAUUGUUUGGAGCUGUGUCGUGGUGGACCCGUCUCCAAGACAUGCGCGCUCCAACACGCCAGACGUGCGCUCGCCUGCUUCCGGGACUCGGGGGCGAAGCUCCCCGGACCACCUCGUAACUUGAAAGCUCAUGUAGCACCAACACCGCAUGCUGUUUUACUCAGUUGGGAUGCUCCGAUGAAGAACCCUCAAACAGUAUACCUUUACCGCGUAUUUUGGCGGGCGUAUGGCGCGAAGGUUCCAGAGAAGCUAGACACCAGUGAGACGAGCGUGGUGCUCACCGGGCUUCAAGAUGACGUCAGAUACGAAUGUGUUGUCAAGGCUGCUAAUGACGUCGGAACUUCAUCACUUAGUCAGCCAAUAUUGUUUACAACGGCGGGACAAGAGACGGGAGCUGCGGCGGCUCCAGUCAGCGGAUCUGGUUCAGCAUCAGCCGUCGGCGUCGCUGUCGCCUGCAUCCUGGUCGCUGCAAUCUUAUUGGCUGCUGGACUAUAUUAUAGACAUCGCAAGAAUCUUCGACUGAAGGCUCAAGGUGGAGUCGCGUUUGAAAACCCCAGUUAUCUGAGAGAGCAGACCACUGACACUAUCGUGAACGGCAACAUUCCAAAUGGAUCAGCUAAUAAUAGCAAUGGCAACGGCAGCGUGUCAAACAGCCAAGCGUGGAGGAUGGAGACACAGAACAGCACAGCAGUUCCAGCCAGGGAAGUGGAGCCCACGUUGUACGAGGAGUUGAAGCUGGGUCAUGACGGAGCGGGCUUCAAGAGGCUCAAGUAGCAGGACGCCCACCGCUCUCCAUUCCGCAGUCCGCUCCGCAUGGCGCGGGUGGCGCCGGAGUACUGAGCGGUGUACGGUGAUGGUGAUGAUGUUAACAAUGUGAUGUGUGGUGAUUACAUACCAAAUGUCGAUAUAACUCUUAAAACUAUCAAGCUUUGGAACAUUAAAAUCACAUAUUUUUUACUUUUACCGUUCUUACGACUUUUUAAAGUUAAAUCUAUGAAUUGUGACAUAUAUAACGACGCAAAACAUGUCAAUAGUUACGGCAAUGUGUGAUGAAAACCUGAAAUAACUUUUAAAUAAUUAUUGUUGAUGUGCUUGUCAAAUUAUUCCUAUAUGUGAGCGUUAAAACUGUUACUUUUUUAAAUGUUACAUUUUAUAAUUCAACAAUAUUUACGAAUGCUAAAAUGUUGCUAAAAUACCUAUAUUAGCAUGGAGGAAAAAAAGCAUUCGCGCAUUCCAAGGAAAAAUCAAAGGAUAUACCUACCUACAUGCAAGCAGGGGCUUUUAUACCUUAUAGGCUAUAAGGCAGUGCCUACCUCGUUAGAACCUAAAUUAAUAUAGGACUAGUGUUAAAGUUGUUUAGUUCAAUUUGGUUCCGAUAUUCUUUUAAUGGUUUUGAUAAUUUUGGUUCGAUUUCUUCAAUUAAUAACAACAGUAUUGUAUUCAAUAGUAACUCAUUAAACUCAACAGUGGGAGGCUCCUUUGCACAGGAUGCCGGCUAGAUUAUGGAUACCACAACGGCGCCUUUUUCUGCUGUGAAGCAGUAAUGUGUAAACAUUACUGUGAUUUGGUCUGAAGGGCGCCGUAGCUAGUGAAAUUACUGGGCAAAUGAGACUAAACAUCUUAUGUCUCCAGGUGACGAGCGCAAUUGUAGUGCCGUUCAGAAUUUUUGGGUUUUUCACGAAUCCUGAGCGGCACUGCAUUGUAGUGGACACCGCGUAUCAAUCAGCUGAACGUCCUGCUCGUGUAGUCCAUUUUUUUUAUUAAAAAAAAAAACUAAAGUACAAGAUUCACCAAAUGGUCUGGAAACUAUAUGCGAAACACAAACAACUUCAAUAUUUGACCUCAAAACCCAAUACUGUCUGUACAGUUAUAUCUACAGUGCCUUCCUUCUAGAAAACCAAUGCAUGCCCCUGCAUGUAAGCCGGGACACCAUACCGAUUGCAGAGUCAUGACGCGUCCGAGCUGGUGGCGCCACCAAAUUGGUUGCGUAACCAAACGGACACCAGGUGUGUAAAUCUAUAGAGCUGUAUUCAUUUUGUUGGUAGCGUCAACUGGUUACGCCACCAUGGUGUCCCGGUGAAAACGCCCGUAAGGUUUGGCAAGCACACCAAUCGGCUUAAACAUCACAAGAUAUAGUUUAUAUAUGAAAUACUACUGAAACAGGUAAAUGUUACUGACACUAUUGAUAUUGUAAUAAAUGUAAACUUUCCAUAUUUCCACUUUUAUUGCCAGAUGUUUUAUAAUUAAUAUUACUAGAAAAUCCAAUUUACCAUAAAGCAACGUAUUAUUUACAUUAUUAUUGCAAUGUUAUAUUUUUUAUUCAGGGUAAAUUCUGACUAUAUAGUUAUAUUAUAAUUAUAGUGCGUAAAAUUUGAUUAUUAGUUGAAAUAAAUAAAAUUUCAUAAAAUUCAGCUUAAAGUACCAAUGUCAUCGAUAAUAGAGAAGAUUACGGAUUGGUCUCUGCUGCGCUCCAACUAGAUACCGCAGGCGUACUCGAGCCAGUCUCGAAAAAUGUGUGACGUAGAUGUGCCACAUGUUCUGAUAAACUUUGCUAAUAAUUGAAAGUAAAAUACCGGGUUGUGUAGUUAAAAUUUGUAAAAAUAAUGCUACAAGAAAUAAGAAAGACACUGCGAUCACAUAUCAUCAGUAAGUAUUUUGUAUUUUAUUAAUUUCAGCGUAAAAUAACACGAAGCGUAUGUUACUAAAUUUGAAAGAUGCCACGCACACAAGCAUCUAAUAGUUGCCGUAAUAAAAAAACUAAAGUUCUUAGGUAGUGCGGUAUCCAGCUGGAGCGCAGUGGAGACCAAUCCUUAAUCUAAAACAGAAGAUAAAUAAAAUAUUUGAUGAACGAUGUAUAAGCUGUGAUUGAAUCCGUUAAAAUAUUAUUUUAAAAGCGCAACUUAAUAGAAGUUUUCAAAGUAUAGUUAUUUUAAUAAUAUUGCCCGGUAAUUUUCACUGUGCUCCGUGGCCCACAUAAUACUUUUAAACCCAAGCUGGUUCCAUUAGGUAAAAUAAUACACAAUUAUUAAUUGCAAAAAGGUUAUAAAUAGUAAAAAGCGGUGAGCUCACUGCUUUUUAUUUCGUUAUUUAUAUACCAUACGAAUACUUACUAUGCGUCGAUCAUAGUAGAUAAUAUUAUAAAACGCGUUCCGACUCGAUAUUUUUUUUUUAUGGUAUCGGGUCGCAACUAGGCAAAUGGGAAUCGCUGAUGUAGUAGAUAUUGGUCGAAAAAACCUUGGGUAUUAUAUACAUAAAUAUAUCUCAUUAUUUAAGCUCAAUUCCAGGUUCAGUGUUCAGGUUAUUAUGCGAUUGUCAAUGCUAAUUUUCUUUUUGGGUGCAAUCAUGUACAUACAGCAUAAAACAAUUUUUGAUAAUAUUACCUUAGUAACUUUGACACUAUUUUUUCUAAAUAAACUUUUAUUAGCAUUUCAAAGAACCUAUUAUAUUUGCGUUUAUUUGACAAUUUUUUUAAAUGAAUUUCUUCGCAUACAAACCAUGAAAUAAUCUCGGACUAGUAAAAACUCCGCGCCGUGAUAUUAGCAAGUGAAGCACCUUUAUGCUAGUGUGUGUAUACCAGUUACACAAUUUUUUCUCCCUUAAAUAAUCAUAUAUCCACAAAUACUUCUAUGUUAUUGUUUUUACACUUUUUCAAGACGCACGACGGCAUUUUAAAAAAAAAAAAUAUUGUGACGCAAACUGAUCUGUCACAGACGAUGACAAUUCUCAUACUGGUCGCCUAUCGGCCUGUAGAAGUGUAAGUGUGUGUGUGGGGCUAUGUAUUGACACGUUAAUCGGCUUAUUUUGGUGCUACACUGUUAUGUAAGGUGACACGGAGUCCUUAUGUUUUUACUAGUCCGUGGAAAUAAUAAAGGAGAACGUGUUUUAGUAUUUAAUGUAAAGAAAGUCUAAUAUUAGGUGAUGUAAUUUUUAAAAAUGGAUUUUUAAAAUAUAAUAAAACGUGCCUUCGAUCAGUUUAAGUAGUUUUAGAGUAGUGCCUAUAGGGCCUGUAAAUGUUAUAAUGUAAAUAUAUAUCACAUUCCAUAGGGCCUCGGUACAAUGAGUAAGAAACCCUCAAUAGUAGCAUAAGAGCUAUCAUCAUAUUACAUCUUAAUAAAUCCAGUGUCCUGAUGUUUUUUCCAGUGAACUCCUAAACUAAUGAACGGAUUUUAAUGGGGUUUACUUCAUGGAGUGCAGUUUAGUACAUCUUGAGAAAUGGGAUAAAUUUUAUUACUAUUAUUUGUUUUGUAUGGGCAUAUUUUCUAUGAGAGAAUUUAUUGACGCACGGUUUGACAGUGCCGCUGUGAAACGAUUUAAUUAUAACAACAGGGAGCAUAUUUUACGAAAUAAUUUUUGAUGUCAUGAAAUAUUAUUGACAAAUUCAUGAAGAACAGUAUUUUAUUUAUUAUGUACAGAACAACGUCUGUCGGGUCAGCUAGUGUACAAUAUUUCUUUAGUGAAUAAAUCUACAUUAGUUGUAGUCGACUGAAAAUAAUCCAUCAUUCUUAAUUUUUUUUAAUCACGUACUUGUCACUUAUGGUUGUGUAAGGACCCGGAACUAUUAUACAUUUUAAACUUUAUAUAAAAAAGUCUCCCUUUAUCGUUUUUAGAUUCGAGAUCACUCUUCUAAUUGCCACAUCUACUCAGUGUGGCAUACUCAACUUUUUAACUAAAAAAUGACGUAUGAAUAUAGUUAGAUUAUGAAAUUAGAUAGCUUAGUAUCUCACUAAGCAGAUGGGAAAUAAAAGUAUCGUGAUUAAAAGUUGACCCUGUGAACGCUUCCAAUAUAAUUGGUUUGCUGAAUUGUCUUUACACAUUACUUACCUAAUGUUCAGUACUUGAACAUAAAUAAAAGAUUUGAACUUUAAAUAUGUAUAUAUUAUAACUAUGACAAAAUUACUGAAUACAAUAUGUACCUACAAUAAAUAGUAAACCGUGCGUGGAGGUUUGAUACGGAAUGAAUUGUGCUUGCGUCUUCAAGAGCCGAAGAACUGGUUCCGCGACUUGUGGAUCGAAUCAGUUCACUCUGAACUAUAAAAUAUGAAUCACGCGCGGUAACACCUAAUACAAUUUCAAAAACACGAAAGAUUCAACGUUAAAUCGUCAUAUUCAUUCAAUUUAUUUGAAAUCAAAAUUCACUUUUCAUACUAUUUUGGGAUGGUUUCAAUUGAGGAUUUCUUAUUAUUUCGUAGUUUAAAAUUUGUAGAAUGUUUCUACAAUUACAAUUUAUGUUAACUUCUUUGAAGUCUGUAUAAUGACGUGUACUUUUUGAAUUUUAAGGACAUGGUAUGUACGUAAAACAGAAACGACAAUUAAAAAAAAAUGUUACCAGAAAUGUAGUGUAAAAACAAAGUGAAAUGAGAUUUGAUGUAAUUAAUUCUAGGUUUGAUGAAGAUUUUGUGAUAAUUAAAAAAAAAUAGUAAAUGUAUAACGAUAUAAUUAGUUCAUUUACUUUAGGAAAUCUCAAAUGUUUACUGUUUAAAUAUAGCUUAAUUUAGAUAAGCAAGAAAAUGUGAUUAGGUUUGUAAAUAAUAAAUAUAUAAAUUAUUA
Messenger RNA from Leptidea sinapis, 9315 nucleotides. Its product is annotated as Ig-like and fibronectin type-III domain-containing protein 2. The transcript has 29 exons. The record is from RefSeq and is a predicted model, not a curated record. NCBI's taxonomy places the organism in Eukaryota, Metazoa, Arthropoda, Insecta, Lepidoptera, Pieridae. Bases 208 to 4542 code for a protein of 1444 amino acids. Gene Ontology annotation, molecular function: protein binding.